Messenger RNA from Verticillium alfalfae VaMs.102, 2649 nucleotides. RefSeq lists its product as hypothetical. Bases 1 to 2649 code for a protein of 882 amino acids. Lineage: Eukaryota; Fungi; Ascomycota; Sordariomycetes; Glomerellales; Plectosphaerellaceae. The record is from RefSeq and is a predicted model, not a curated record. The transcript is spliced from 5 exons.
AUGUCAACGAGGUAUCAACGAGGCACUGUUGACAUGCUCAUUGAACUUCGCCGCCGCCUCACAGUGAACUUGGUCCGAGCGUCCAAAACGCCAUCCCAUUCGCCAAUGACCAUGCCCAGCAGGAACGCGUCGGGGAGCAGCUUCGACUUCAACACCUUCCUGGCGCCCCUCGCAGACCAGGACCAGGACCCGGAUCAGGAACAAGAUUGCGACCGAAGCUCCUACGUCCAGCAGCAGCUUCACCACUUCGGCCCUCGCCACAUCGCCGAGCCUGGCUUGUACGAUCAUCGAUUUCAAUAUCCGGAUCCCACUGAGCAGAGUUGCGUGGCUGAUUCUUUCGGCACCCCAAUCCCCGUUCGCGAUACACCCUCGCUUGUUGCGACAACACCUGCCGCUUCCUAUCCCGGCACUCCCUCGAACGAGAAGAAGCAGACGAAGAAGAGUCAGAGCAAGAAGGAGAGCAAGACAGCUCAGGGCCUCCACAAGGCACAAGACAAGCAGCGGCAGAAGCGCCAGGCGUCACAGCCCACCACCCCCGCUCCCAAGAAGCCGCCUUCCACCCCGGCGAAGAAGACCGUCACCAUGUCGGGUCAGACGGGCAAGUUCCGGGAUGACCAGAUCCUCGUCAUCUGCCCCGGAAGUCACACGACCAUGGCCCAGCUCGGCUGCGGCGAGCUCACACCUCCGGCGCAUCGCAUCCCCACGCGCAUGUUCAAGGACAGCGACAGCGACGAGUGGCGUCCUUACCACACCUACAAGCGCAAGAAGUCCCGUACCGACAACGCGCCUGCCUCUGGGGCCGAAGAUGAGUACGAGUGGGUCGAGGACACGGAUUCUGACGAGGGCGCAGUUUAUCCCAUUGUUGCUGGUCGCAUUGUUAACAUGAAUGCGUUCCUCGCCUUCCUCGACCAUGUUCACGGUCUGCUGACGACCACGUACCAUAACACCCCGAUUGUGCUCAUGGUGUCCCCUCAGUGGGCUCGCCCCCAUACCGAGAUGAUUGCCCGCUAUAUUUUCGAGAACACGCGCACGCCCGCUCUCUGCAUGAUCCACAGUGGCCUCGCAACAACCUAUGGUGUUAGAUGGACCAAUGCUACCGUUGUCGACAUUGGCUUCGAAAAGGUCGAUGUGUCCUGCAUCUACGAGGGUCGCGUAGUUGCUCACCGAAUGCUGGGCAACUUCAACCCCGAACGGAUCAUUGCUGGCGGCGAGGCCUUCACCCGCAAGCUUCAAAGUUUGCUCAAAGACAAGGGCUUCACGUAUGACAUGGCUGAGCAGCUGAAGAAGAGUCCCAUCGCCGAAGCUCUUCCCUACAACCCCGAGGCUGAAGCACGUAUGGAUCUUCCUACCGCCUCUACGGUUGGCGUCGCUGCAAAUGCUGUCGUUGGUGAUGCCGCUGCGGCAGCUAUACCCGACGCCCCCAAGAUUGAUCCCUCCAAGCCCGUCGUCGAGGGUGGCGUUGAUGAUGAUGCUGCUGCUGCCACUACGACCGGCGAUAAUGACGGCGUUCUCGAUAUUACUAGCAUCGUCACCAGCGGCCAGACUCGCGAGUUCCUCGCCAAGAAGGAAAAGGAAAAGACCACCACCGGACCCGGCAAAGGGCGGAAGGGAAAGGCUCAGGAGGCCGAAACUGCCCGGCUGACCCGGCUCCCAAACUCGAAGCGAACCCACAACAUCUUCCACUACGAGGAGGUCAUCCAGGAGGGGCCACAGCAGGAGCCAAAGCCCAACGGCGCAUCCCAAGAAACCAAUGCUCCCGUUGACGGCAACAGCAACGGCAAUGACAAAGAUGUCGACAUGACUGACGAGCCCAAGACCGGCAGCGCCGCCGCCCCGUUUCCGCCGACGAAGCCAAGCCCUCUGAUCCCACCUCUGAGCCCACCUCUGAGACGGCCGAGUCCAAGACGGACGCCAACGCGUUUGAGGUCGGCCUCGAGCGUUUCCUCUUUUGUUAACCGCGACGGGGUUGACCGCAUCGUCGGCCCGAUCUACCGCACCAUUCAGGAGAGUGUCUACGAAAUGUAUAUGCCCCCCGCCUGCUGGAACAACAUUUGGCAUUGUUGGAGGCGGCGCCCGUCUGCGCGGCCUCCGCGUGAAUAUUUACCAGACCCUGCGGGCGCGUCACCUCGUCUCGCCCAGCACUGCCACCAUGUUCACCUCGGAGCUUCCCUCCAACAUGGCCACGCCUACCGGUACCGGAUCGCAGAGGCCCACCGGGUCCUUCACAGUUGCUCCCCAUCAGCUCGGCUCUUCCGGCACCACGUCGUCCGGCGUCAACCCCCUGCUGCAGGCUGCAACCCACCGCCUCCUCGUUCCGGCCUCCCGCCUGGUGGACCCUCGACUCCGGGCGCCCCUGGCAGUGCCGCCGGCGAUCCCAACAGCACCUCGGGCGGCCACUCGUACCACUUCCACAGCCAGACGCCCACGAGCAUCAAGCUGGCACCCAUGCCCAGCUACCUGACGCAGUGGACCAAGCACGGCUUCGAGGAUGCCAUGUUCCUCGGCUGCCUGGUGGCCGGUCGGCUCGCCUUCACCGUCCACAACCUGGACAUGGCCAGCCUCGACGCCCAGCGCAUGAUGAGCCUGAAUCGUAUCGAGUACAACGAAAUGGGCCCCAAGGGCAUCCGCACCCACUCGAUGCUCCAGUAA